Molecule: messenger RNA, 1629 nt
Organism: Synchytrium microbalum
Lineage: Eukaryota; Fungi; Chytridiomycota; Chytridiomycetes; Synchytriales; Synchytriaceae
Exons: 3
Coding region: 1-1629 (542 amino acids)
Biological process (GO): signal transduction; regulation of GTPase activity
Cellular component (GO): cytoplasm
Source: RefSeq, a predicted model, not a curated record
AUGAGGCCUCUGCCGCCAACAGCAGCACCAAGACCUCAAAAUUCAACUCGGACGAAUUCAACUACGACGACAACAGGCACUGCAAGACAGCCUCUAUAUAGUGAGCCUGCUACCGACGAGUAUGGCUAUAGCACCUUAGAUGAUGACGGGGAAGAAGACCCGUUUGGAGAUCAACGUCAACACAUCACCCUCAAAACGUACCCCGAACCGUCAAUCUCACACAGAGGCUCACAGUUCAGUGAUUUUGGAGCUGAUGAACGACAUAGAGGCUCUCAAUUCAGUGAUUAUAGAGGUGAUGAACGGUCACGCCAAUCAUCGUCAAAAUCCAGUUUAAGUGGCAGCACUCUGGCCGAUAAAUUAGCUUCUGUUGCUUCAAUCGCUAAAGAACGGGGUACGGAAUGGUCGAAAAUCGCUAUGGAAAAGUCUGCUGUGUACUUGGAGAAGGCGAGCGAGUAUACUGACAAGGCAUACAUUGCUGCAAAGGAGCGUGUUGAUGAAUACCGCACACAGAAUCGCUCGCCAUCACCAGAAGCACAAUCACGGAAAGAGUCGCCGUCAUUCCAGCCCAAAGGGCCCAGCCUGAUAUUUGGAGAGCCAUUAUCGCUCGCAGUUUCAAGGGCACCUGUAUCAGACGAUCUCCCGAUACCGAUAGUGGUGUAUAGGUGUAUAGAAUAUCUAGACAAGGAGGGCCUUACCGAAGUAGGACUUUAUAGACUGUCUGGAUCAAAUGUUGCUGUAAACAAAUUCAAGGGGGUCUUUGAUGCCGCAGAUGAUGUGGAUUUCAGUAGUAUGGAGGAGAGGCCGGAUCCGAAUAUUGCUGCUAGUUUGGUAAAGUUGUAUUUUCGAGAAUUACGAGAACCGAUCUUGACGAAAGAACUCGUGCCAGAAUUCACGCAACUAGUGUCAUCAGUACAGGCAGGCUCGCCGCCGAAUUCCUCUGUUCAGCAGGACGCACAUCUGAUACCUGAGCUCGCCCGUCUAUGCAAUCAGCUUCCCACAGAAAAUUAUUAUACUCUAGCAUACCUCUUUCGACACUUGCACAAAGUGUCGAAAAACAAUGAAGUCAAUAAAAUGACGACUUCGAAUUUACAGGUUGUGUUUACGCCGACGCUGGGAAUAAGCUCUACUCUAAUACGGAUGAUGAUUACGUAUUGGUGGGAAAUAUUCGAAAAAGCCCAACACUUAGAUGGAGGGGUAUCAGCGUCUAAACAGCCAUCAUCAUCCUCUCAAACAUCAUCGUCAACAAAACGAGUAGCACCUCCACCACCGCCAUCUAGAAUAGGAUCUGGAUCCAAGAGUGACUUGAAACCAGCAGCAUCGUCGCGAUCGAAUUCAAUGAAUAUAGUCAGUACAAAUAGUAGUGUUGCCAAUGGUGAGAAUAACAGCUCGCCGCCACUUGCACCAAGACCACAACGACCACCAAAACCUGUAGUUGUAUCAGACGCUCGACCGGUGUCGUCACCAGGAACCGCACCUAGGAAUAAUAGUAGUAGUAGUAAUAGUAGUGGUGGAAGUAUACGGAAGAAUCCAUUCAUGCAAGCGGGGAUAGUGUCGACUGCUUCUCCCAGUCAGCCAAUGCAAUGGAAUCCAUUUGGUGAUGAUGUGCCUUCAAAGGGGCUCGAUAAAUAA